Molecule: messenger RNA, 714 nt
Organism: Symbiodinium necroappetens
Lineage: Eukaryota; Dinophyceae; Suessiales; Symbiodiniaceae
Source: the annotation of a GenBank genome assembly
AUGACGCCGAAGCGGAAGAAGCCCUUUGUGGCAAUGUUGGUCUUUGCCUGCCAAGUUCAGGUCCAGGGGGGCCAGUGCGACGGAACGCAGAUGAACAAAGCCUCCUUUUCAGACGAUGUCGUCGGUGUGGAGAGCCUGCUGUCGUUAGGCCACGAUCCGAAUGCUCCGGCGCCCCCUGGGAUGGACUGCUGUGGCAUGAGGCCGCUGCACUGUGCUGGAAUCGGCAAUGCUACAAGGUCUGCCAAAGUGCUGAUCGAUGCAAAGGCAGAUGUCAACGCCACGAGCACGGGCCCUGUUUUUUCUGCCCUACAUUCUGCCGCCUACUGGUGCUCUCCAGGAGUUGCGGAGCUCCUGCUGAGAGCUGGAGCAUUCGUGGAUGCUCGAAACCAAGAAUCCCGGACACCUCUGAUUGAGGCAGCAAACUCUGGCUGCGCGGCCGUUGUUGCAAUUCUGGUCCGAUGGGGCGCAGAUGUGGAAGCUGCUGAUGCACCUGACGGCCGCAGGGCCAUGCAUUGGGCGGCAGAGCGAGGGUCCACAGAAACGAUGCAAGCCUUGCUAAGGGCUGACGCCUCGCCAUGCAGCCCUAUUCAUAGAGCCGGCUGUACUGGCUGUGUCGGUAGCACACCGCUGCACAGAGCUGCGCACAAGGGCAAGGUUGAAGCGGUGCGUCUCUUGUUGGAACACUGCGAUGUGGACUCCAUCGACAGUUACUAG